This is a messenger RNA of Cornus florida, 762 nucleotides long. Its product is annotated as probable calcium-binding protein CML44. The transcript has a single exon. Lineage: Eukaryota; Viridiplantae; Streptophyta; Magnoliopsida; Cornales; Cornaceae. Gene Ontology annotation, molecular function: calcium ion binding. The record is from RefSeq and is a predicted model, not a curated record. Bases 118 to 603 code for a protein of 161 amino acids.
CUUCUACAUAGAACUUUCCACCUAUAUAUGUACCCUUCCAAUGUUUAAGCUCAGUCACCAUUCAAAAACAUAUUCAGUUACUAAUAUAUAUACGUACGUCGUCUUUGAUCAGUGAACAUGGCAUGCAACAUGUCUCCUCUCAACUCCAACGACCUGCACCGGAUUUUCGAGAAGCUUGACCAGAAUGGCGAUGGCCUGGUGAGCCUGGAGGAGCUCAAUUGGUUACUGGAGAGGAUCGGGGUCCAUGUCCACACGAGCAUGGACGAGCUCCAGACUCUAGUGGGUAAAACGAGCCUGGACCUCACUGACUUCAAGUUCUUCUACGAAACCAUAAUUAAGGAAAACAUUAAUGUCGAAAGCAAGCCUGAAAAGGAGGAUGAUAGCUUGGAGGGUGAUCUUGCUAAGGCUUUUGGGGUGUUCGAUUUGAAUGGCGAUGGCUUCAUUUCAUGCGACGAGCUCCAGAAUGUGCUGUCAAGAUUAGGGUUGUGGGAUGAGCGCAACGGCCAUGAUUGUAGGACUAUGAUCAAUGUCUACGAUACAAAUUCCGAUGGGUUGCUUGAUUUUGAGGAGUUCAAGAACAUGAUGCUGAUCACUAAUUCUUAACCAAUUUAUGAUGAUUUUUAAAGCUCAGCUAUAUAGGCUAGAUAGUUUUUAUGAUCAAAAUUAGGGAUGAUGUUCAAUUUUCAAUAUUACAUGUUGUAUUAUUGUUGCAGUUAUUAUUUGUAGUGAUUUUGGUGAAAAAAAUUGGAGUGGAUUAACAUA